Molecule: messenger RNA, 2934 nt
Organism: Bursaphelenchus xylophilus (pine wood nematode)
Lineage: Eukaryota; Metazoa; Nematoda; Chromadorea; Rhabditida; Aphelenchoididae
Source: the annotation of a GenBank genome assembly
AUGUCGAAACUCCUGUCGACGCUGUUACUGAUACUCAUAUCUACCGUAUUCUCUUGCCCAAAUGCCAUCAAAACUCUGUGUCAAUGUUUUGAAGACAGUGCCAGUGGAAUGGGGCAUACGAUAGAAUGUCGAGGUCAGCCGAUGGAGGAUAUUGUUCAUCUACUUGUUCAAUAUCAACCCCAGAUUGGCCUGAUCAAACGAUUAGUCAUUGCUGACUCCCCUUCUAUUGGUAAUCUGACUGCUGACACUUUUCGAGGACUUUACAUCAAAAGUCUGGCCAUCACAAACAGCGGGAUUCGAAAAGUAGACCCUAAGGCGUUCAAUGGGCUGGACAGCACGUUAAUCGAGCUUGAUUUGAGUCAAAACAAAAUCGAUGUUAUCCCAACAAAAUCAAUUAACGGAAUGAAAUCGCUGUUGGUGUUGGACUUGUCAAAUAAUUCGAUUGCCAAUUUAGAUGCUGAUCAUAAAAUGCCCACUCUUCCAAAGGUAAAUAUCAUCGAGACUUGAGCUCCAAUACUGUCAUUUUAGUUGGACUUGCUCAAUCUAGGAAACAACAAGAUCAAAAACCUGCACACCACCUUCUUUGAUAACGUGAAAAACAACAUUCGCUCGGUAAAUCUUGGAAGAAACCAGUUGACUUCAAUUCCUGGUGCCGGUAAGUGGUCAAUUAAACCAUUACUGGAUGUAAUAUUUGACAUUCUAUCUUUUACUUCCAGCUAUUCGAGGAUUCCGACGCCUAGAAGCCCUGCAUCUACAUGGAAAUCUGAUCACAGAAUUAGAAUCCAUGUCCUUGAUGAAUCUUCCCGUUCUCAACCUCCUGAAUCUGGCUCAUAACAAGAUCUCGAACAUGUCUCGUCAAGCCAUGUUGAACAUACCUCGAUUACGCAUGCUCUACUUGUCUGACAACUUAUUAGAAGAGGUGUUACCUCAUCAAUUCUCGCCAUACGAUCAGCUCGCCCUUGUGGACCUUUCCAACAACAGGAUAAAGGAGCUCAAGAGUGGAUCUUUUGCGGAUAUGAAAGAGUUGAAAGAGCUCUAUUUGGCCAACAACAGAAUCGGAGAUAUUGAACCCGGGGCCUUCAAUAACAGUGCAAUUCAACUGUUGUAUCUCGAGGGGAAUCAGCUAAAUGAGAUCGAUGAUCACAUGUUUGCGGGGAUGAAUAGAUUGGAACAACUAGUUUUGAGGGAAAAUAGAGUAAGUCCUCUACCAAAAAUAGUAUCUUUCAUUUGAAUAUACCAGCAAAAAUGUAAUCUUCAUUGAUUUCAGAUAAAAUCCAUCAACCAAACAGCCUUUUACAACACACCUAGUCUAGUUAUGUUAGAUUUGAGUCACAAUGAAAUCUUCGACUUGGCACCAUCCACGUUCACAAAUCAAGAGCGCAUCUUGCUCAUCGAUCUUCAAUACAACAAGAUUCUGCGAACUCCAUACAGUGCAUUCAGCCGCCGAGUAGUCACCGUUCUAUUCUAUGGUAAGUUAUCAACCAAGUUAAGUAAUUCUGUUUAGAAAAUCCACUGGUGUGCAGUGAGAAAGUCCAUAUGAUCCAGAACGGCCAACCUUUGACCGUUCCUGAUCGACAAGACACAAUUUGUGCGCCGCAAAGAGAGCUUGAUGAACAAUCCAAAUUCCUGCUGGCUUCAACCACCAAGGCGACAACAGUGACCACAACGUCAGCCCUUCCUCAGACUAAAUCGAUAUUAGAUGCCCUGCCAGAGAGUCCAUUAUUCAAUGGUCAACCAGUUCCAGGUGCUCGCCAACCCAGUCAAGAAGAGCUCUUCAAUGCCUUCAAACAAGCCGAAGAAGACGCAGUUCGUCGGCCUGUGCCGGAGGAUUCCCUCCACGAUCCAAAAACGCCAGCUCCAUCUGUUAUUCCGUUCAAUGGAUAUGAUGCCUCCGGGCUUUUUAGUGGUCCUAAUGGAAUUCCAGUUGUGAUUCAACGGCCAAAACCUGAGAUUGCCGAGCCUGAAGGGCCUCGAGGACCAUUAAUGGUUCGAAAACUGUCAACAGAAAGGCGAGAAUCUUCAGAAGAACGAAGUGUAAUCCGAGCAGAAAGGCCUCAAGUCCAAGAGAACCUUCCAAAAAUCCCUCAGCCAGAUCAGCCGAGAGAUGAUGCCAGAGAAAUCCUUGAAAUGCCUCAACAUGAGGGGCCUGUGGAAACUUCCAACAAUAUUCCCUCAGAAUUUACCACAGAAGCUACGGAAACAACUACCGAUAUUGCCAAUAUUCCCGGUCGAAUCUACCCCUUGCCAGUUCCGUUCCUGAAGGCGCCGGUUAAACAGAAGACUUCAAUGUUUGCCACGCUUCCUCCAAGUAUCGUGAUUGCUCCAAGCCAAAGCGACAACAUCUUUGAGGAGUUCGAAAACCGAACAGCAACCGCAAAAUCUCGAGCAAUGACAACCGAAAGGCGGCCAUCAACUACCCCUGACGACGAGCUGAAUUUCAACAUGAUUGCUGCAAACACGGAGCAACAAAAUGCUGAGACAAAAGUUGCGACAACUCUGAUUCAAGGCGACAAACAUUUGCCUAACAUUUUGACAAUGGUCGUGGUGGCGAUUGUUGGAGUUGUUGUCGGCGGAAUAUUGUUGGGAUUGAUUGCGCUCUAUCGCAAACGUCAUGAUGCCAACUUCGUCCCCAGUUCGGCAAAUUCGGCCAGUGGAGGCUAUGGAUAUCCAUCCAACACCUUGACCAGGCCAUUGCCACCUCAUCACAACUAUGUGCAUGCAGCCAAUCAAUACAGUGGUUCGCAGAUGAGUACACUACAGAGGAAUCGGUAAGCAGCGACUCAAUUUAACCUAUCGAAUAUGCUCUUUUAUAAUUUUGUUUCACAAAUAAUCGUUUUCAGACCGCAUUCCCAGUCUUUCCAAUCCGAGGACGUUUAUGGCUGGAUGUACAAUCAGGGACCUUAUCAGAUCUACCAGUCAAAACCUACAGUCUAA